Messenger RNA from Pygocentrus nattereri (red-bellied piranha), 2577 nucleotides. RefSeq names its product bridging integrator 3 (gene bin3). NCBI's taxonomy places the organism in Eukaryota, Metazoa, Chordata, Actinopteri, Characiformes, Serrasalmidae. Gene Ontology annotation, cellular component: actin cortical patch; cytoplasm. The transcript is spliced from 9 exons. Bases 146 to 907 code for a protein of 253 amino acids. Gene Ontology annotation, molecular function: protein binding; lipid binding. The record is from RefSeq and is a predicted model, not a curated record. Gene Ontology annotation, biological process: actin cortical patch localization; endocytosis; plasma membrane tubulation.
AUCCUCUCCACCUCUAACCUCUCACAACUCCCUCAGGUUUACCCUCAGAGUUGUUGUAGCUGUAGCUAGCCAGCUAGCUAAAGAGGGCGAUGUUUUUUGAGAAUAAAGUGUUGUCUGGCGGUUAAACUGGAUUAAACACGACAACAUGAGCUGGAUUCCAUUCAAGAUUGGACAACCGAAGAAACAGAUUGUUUCAAAAACGGUUGAAAGGGACUUUGAGCGGGAAUAUGAGAAGCUCCAGAAAUUGGAAGACCAAACAAAGAAGCUGCAUAAAGACAUGAAGAAGAGCACAGAGGCUGACAUAGCCAUGUCUAAAGCAGCCGUAAAGAUCUCUGGGGACCUGUUGAGUAACCCGUUGUGUGAGCAGGACCAAGCCUUCCUGGACUCCAUGAUGGCUCUGGAUACAGCCAUGAAGAGAAUGGAUGCAUUCAACCAGGAGAAGGUCAAUCAGAUUCAGAAGACUGUGAUUGAUCCUCUGAAAAAAUACAGCAGUGUGUUCCCCAGUCUGAACAUGGCGGUGAAGCGGAGGGAGCAGGCUCUGCAGGAUUAUAAGAGACUGCAAGCUAAAGUGGAGAAAUACGAAGAGAAGGAGAAGACGGGACCCAUCAUGGUUAAGCUCCAUCAGGCUCGUGAGGAGCUGAGGCCAGUCAGGGAGGAUUUUGAAGCCAAGAAUAAGCAGCUAUUGGAAGAGAUGCCCAAAUUCUACAACAGCCGCAUCGACUACUUUCAGCCCAGCUUCGAGGCUCUCAUUCGAGCACAGGUUGUGUACUUCACAGAGAUGCACAAGAUCUUCAGUGAGUUGACUGAUCAGAUUGAUCAGGGUGGCCUGACGGACGAAGAGAGGGAACAGCAGAACGAGACAAAGCUAAACGAGUUGCGUGCUCUGUCCAUCGUAGCUGACGACUGAGAGAAGUGAAUGUUCAGCCUGUUUAUUCUUUUUCUUACACCUUUUCCCAAACGCGUUGUUUGUUGAUCGUCAGAUGAUUGUUAGUCUCACUUGUCCGAUGAACUGUGAACGAUCAGUUGAGUAGAUGUAGAAUUUUAAUUAUUUAUUCCGUACCUUCUACUUUCAGUGAUAAGGUGACUAAUGAAUUUCCUUUAGAUCUUCAUUGUUAUAGUUUUAGACCUACUGAUCAGACCUAGAUUACAGUUAUAUUAUAGCUAACAAGAAAUCUGAGAAAUGCACUAUGUAAUAAGAACCUGAGUUGAGGAGCAGACUUCCCUUUUUUAUGUAACUAAAGUAUUUGGAAAAUGAAAGAAUAUCAUCUUUAAGUAGAGCGUCACUGGAUUUGUGCAUAUACUUUAUACCCGAUUGAUGAUUUCAGAUGAUGUUGAAUUGGUUCAGCGUACAAUAACAGCACUGGUUUAUUCCACACUUAUAUCCCUGACACAAUAAAGGUCACAACAAAUAUUCAAGUGACCAACACAAAACUUUGUUUGAUAUAGACGUGAAGUGUUCAGUCAGUGUUUAUUCACUUUAGGUUGUCCAGCUGUCUUAAAGUUAAUUAAACUGAAGUGUCUGAAAUUGUAGUUCAUGAACGUACUUGAAAUCAGUUGCUCAGUACUGUAGCGCCCUCUACUGUCAGAAACAAAACAUCCGUUCUUUCAGCCUUUACAGAAACUGACUUCCUUUGUGUUCCUAGUAGAUGUUCUUUGUGUGUGGUGCAUUUAAACAUUAUAGCCUUUAAAAAUAUUAUUUUGCUGCAUUCACCAGUUUCUACAGCCAUAACAGUUUUGGAUUAUGUUCAGGACCAAUCAAGAAAGCAUCUUCAUCUUCAUUUUGUAUGGAAAUGUAACUAGGAAUAAUCCGCGUUUGCCAAAAUAUAAAGACGUAAUGACAAUCGUCCCAAUGUUGAUUUUGCUACACUGACGCAUCUGUCAUUUGGUAAUGUUUGGGUUUGAAAUGAUGUUAAAUUACGUGCCUUUAGUGUUUGGUUUUGUGCUCUCAGGACUUGGCUUCUGGCUAAAUGAAUGUUCUGAUGUUCCUGAUUUGCAGACCUGCCUGUUAUGGGGAACUCCAUCGAUGUUUCUAAUGUAUGGAUUGUUCACCUCUCAAAAGAACUGUCAUUCAAUGUGGUUUAAUGUGCAGCCCAGAGAAACUUAACAACACAGGUUUCUUUAGUGGUGCUGAUGAUAACAAGAGGUCACAAUAUGUACAAAAGAGAUUCAUCUCCAUGUAUCUCUACUAUGACUGGAUAUUAAAAUCACUAUCUUCUCAAAGUAUCAGAUGAUAUUCAUACUCAUACCUUUCUGUGAGGGAGAGUUCAGAGGCAUUAGUCUCUUCAGACGUCGGGUUCCCAUCACCACCACGGUGAACAGUUCUGACUCAGUCUAGAGCAUUUCACGCGUGCUAUGUUGCCACUUCAACAUAUUCAAUUUUGAAACAUUAGUGGAAUUCCACUUAGUCUCAGUUGUACAUUCUUGCUAAGACCUUGAGUACAACAGCCUGUCACUUCUUUUCUGUUUUUUUGUUGACCGAAAUCCCAGUUGGCAAGUCCUUUGAAACCUUUGUAAGAUUUGUAUUGGUCAUUUUAUAUCUGUCCUGUGAAGUCCUUAAAUAAAUUGAUUAGUAAAAUA